AUGGCUAAGUCAAAGAACUCCUCGCAGCACAACCAGUGGCGCAAGGCCCACCGCAAUGGCAUCAAGAAACCCAAAACCUCGAGAUAUCCUUCGCUGAAUGGCACCGAUCCUAAAUUUCGACGCAAUCACCGACAUGCUCUGCACGGCACUGCAAAGGCCUUGAAGGAGGCAAAGGAUGGCAAGCGAGAGGUUGUGUGA
Molecule: messenger RNA, 198 nt
Organism: Ustilaginoidea virens
Lineage: Eukaryota; Fungi; Ascomycota; Sordariomycetes; Hypocreales; Clavicipitaceae
Exons: 4
Coding region: 1-198 (65 amino acids)
Biological process (GO): cytoplasmic translation
Cellular component (GO): cytosolic large ribosomal subunit; ribosome
Molecular function (GO): structural constituent of ribosome
Source: RefSeq, a predicted model, not a curated record